Microplitis mediator is the source of this 2770-nucleotide messenger RNA. RefSeq lists its product as uncharacterized. Gene Ontology annotation, cellular component: membrane. The record is from RefSeq and is a predicted model, not a curated record. Lineage: Eukaryota; Metazoa; Arthropoda; Insecta; Hymenoptera; Braconidae. Gene Ontology annotation, molecular function: ligand-gated monoatomic ion channel activity. The transcript is spliced from 2 exons. Bases 1086 to 2696 code for a protein of 536 amino acids.
GGAAUUUCUAUCAGAUCUCGACGUUUUGAGGUUCUAGGAAGCUAUUCUGUCUAAUUUCAAGAUGAUUUCCAAGUGUAUCUAUGUGUGUUUGUACGUACGUACGUAGUAUGUAAAUAUCUGUAACUUCUGAACGGAUAAACCGAUUUUGAUCGUCAAGGUGUCAUUCGACGCUGCUUGUUAAUAUCUAAAAGCUGUAAUAAAUUUAGCUUGAUAAGUAGGGUGCGUUUGAAGAUAUUUCAAAAAUAAAAUUUUUUCAAAAUUGUUUUUUUUGGAUAACUUGUAAUGUGCUCGAUGGAUUGAUUCCAGAAUCUAAUCAGUUCUAGAACUCAAUAAAACGCGUCGAUUGCCACCUUAACCGUCUUAAUCGGUCAAUUCGUUUGAGAGAUAUCGUUGGAGGAAAAAUGAUAAAAAACGUUUUUUUUUCGAAAACAACGGCAGACAAAAGUAUUUUUGAGCUCACGGAGCUCGAAAGCAGCGGGAAGUUUUAGGGCUGGCCCGCAGGGUCAACCGAUAGACCGAUUUUUUUUAAAUCGUUGAUUUUCAUAGCGGGAAGUUAAAAAAAACAGCUGGAUACUUAUUUCAGAUGAAUAAUAAAUCUAUGGUAGUAAAACUAAGUAUAGUGAUGAGGUGUGUCAUUUUUAUUCUAUUCAAUACUCGAUUAAUAUCACGAUUUUAAUGCGAUAUUAACGCGUAGGCUAAAGCCCGAAAAAAUUUUUGUCGGUUCUCGGACUCAGAGCACCCUAUAGUCAGCGCUUGCAUGUUUGUGAAUAUUCAAUCUAAUGACUUAAUUAAUAAUAACAACCAUAAUUAGCUUAUUGAUUUGGUAAUUUUCUAUUUUUUACAAUUAGAGAGAUUUGUUUAAAAGCUGCGGAACGGAAUUGGGAACAGUUGGAUAUUGGGCAAAUGGUGAAAAUUUCCAAUUGCCAAAUGAAAUUAGUGAUAUUGUUGUGACUAAUGAAUACGAAAUAACAAAUGAAAUUAUAGCGUAUCAAGAAAUAAGAACUUUUGUAAUAAUUGUCGAUAACCUUACCGUUUUUCCUGUCUUGUAUUCAUUUAACCAGAAGCUGGUAUUAAAAAUCAAAACAAUGUUUAUAUUUAGUAAGAAUAAGGCUUUGGACAUAUUAGAAGUAAUAAAUAUAUUAAAAGAAUUUCAACAAAAUUUUGAAAAUUGUCAAGUAUAUAUAUGUUCAAUGUCAGAAUAUGUAGAAAAUAUAAUUGAUAUAAUAACAUUUAAUUCUUUUGCUGAUUAUGCACCACCAUUUUGGUAUAAAGUCGAUGAUCUUCAUUUUUAUGAUUAUCACGGUCACUGGAGAAUUUUUGUAGGUCACUAUUCCCAGGAAAUUGGGUUUAAUUUAAACGGUUUAAAUAUAUGUGAUAAUAUAAUAUUUGAUCGUACAAAAUAUCUAAAUGGCUACGCAAUAAAAGUACUACGAGCAUCAAACAACCGAAACGACUCAAAUGGCCCUGUUGAUGAAUAUAUAACUAGAAACACUAAUGAUCAAUAUUUAUAUGAAACAUUGGGCCUAUACAUGGGAACGGUCGGAUUGUGGUUAAUGGAAUUUCUGAACAUAACGCUGAACAUAACUUAUGUUUAUGUUCACAACAGUAAUGGAAAAUAUUUCAUAAACAGUCCUUUGCUUUAUCAUUCAGUAGAUCUGGUACUAUAUCCCAUCUUGUAUAGUGCGUACAAUAAAACGAUGAUUAUAAGCAAUUAUUAUUAUUUGUCAUAUCCAAUAGUAUUUAAUGAUGAUAUUAUAGUGACCCACAAUCGCGGACUAAUGACACCAUUGGAAAAAAUGUUUGAUUUCUACGGCUGGUUAACCAUCAUUGCUACAACAAUUAUUCUGCUAAUGGUUUUUAUUGUUAUUUAUUUAUCGAACCGAACAAAAAAAAAUUCAAGAUUAUCGUUUGCUAUCUUCGAGUGCCUGAGACUGCUGAUAAAUAAUUCGAUUUACACCCGAAUGGACACGGCAAAGAUGCGAAUAUUUUUUUUUGUAAUAUUUUUAUAUUUUUUGAUAAUGCAGGCGACAUUUUCUGGUCAUCUGGCAGUAUUUUUGACAAAACCCGAGUACAGAAAAAAUGUCGAGACUCUAGAUGAUCUAAAAGACCCGCGUUAUACAGUAAUUUAUGCUAGGGAAGGAUGUAGAGAGUAUAUUACAGAUCCAUUAUUGCUGAAUAAAGUAAUAUUUGAUAAUUUGGGUUGUAAAAAAAACAUUCACACCAGUGAAUCUAUUGCUUGUAUUGGGUUCAAAAAAAGUUUUGAUGUCCUAAUUGCUAAAUACAAAUUACACUUUUCUGCGAAUAGCUUACAAUUUAGUUUCGCAUCACUGACAAUGCGUAAUAAUUGGCCAUUGAAUGAUCGCGUUAAUAAUUUUGCCAUGCGUUUACACGAAUCACAAAGUUACGAUAAAUGGUGGAAACUAGUACAUGAAUUACUAGUUGCCGAGUAUAUUGAAAAAAAAGAUAUAUCAACACAUAAUUACUACCGGCCGAUAGAAUUUGAAGAUGUCACCUUUGCAUUUAUUUUACUGGCAAUCGGUUUGAUCUUUUCAUUAGUAAGUUUCGUUCUCGAAAUGAUUAGCGAAAUUAUUAAAAGUACUUAUAAAAAAUUAUGGAGAGCAAUUGUAAUUAAUAUACGCAUUGAAAUCUUUCAAUUCCGACAAUUAUUUGAGUACUUGGACCUAAAUUUUAUAUAAAUCGUAAAAAUCAUUCGGUUAAUUUUUUGUGGAUUUAUUCAACUAUUUGAUGUAUUUAGUCAAUAAAAUAUAUU